Chlorella variabilis is the source of this 921-nucleotide messenger RNA. RefSeq lists its product as hypothetical. Gene Ontology annotation, biological process: ribosomal small subunit assembly. The transcript is spliced from 8 exons. Gene Ontology annotation, molecular function: ribosomal small subunit binding; rRNA binding; GTP binding. The record is from RefSeq and is a predicted model, not a curated record. The coding region runs from base 1 to 921 and encodes 306 amino acids. Lineage: Eukaryota; Viridiplantae; Chlorophyta; Trebouxiophyceae; Chlorellales; Chlorellaceae.
AUGCCAGCACGCGCUCUCACUCGCCUCCUCCCUCCGCUCCCCAAUGCAGGAUUUGUGGCCAUCAUCGGCCGCCCAAACGCGGGCAAGAGCACGCUGAUGAACGCCCUGCUGCAGCAGAAGCUGUCGAUCGUGACGCCCAAGGCGCAGACCACGCGGCACCGCAUCCUGGGCAUCCUGUCUGAGCCUGGGUUCCAGGCUGUGUUCCUGGACACCCCUGGCAUCAUUGUGGACAAGCGCAACAAGCUGGAGGACAAGAUGAUGGCCAGCGUGCAGCAGGCGGUGAGGGAUGCCGACUGCCUGCUGGCCAUCGUGGAUGCCUCGCACGAGCCGCAGCAGGCGCUGGCAAUGAUCCAGCCGGGGGACGACUGGAAGGGGCCGCCCAUGGCUGUGCUGCUCAACAAGACCGACCUGGUGCCAGCAGAGGAGCUGGAGGCACUGGAGGCCUGGUACCGCCAGUACUGCAAGGCCGAUGCGGUGCUGCCCAUCUCGGCGCUCGAGUCUAGCAACCUUGACGCGGUGGUGGAGUGGCUGGUGGGCAAGCUGCCAGAGGGGCCCUCCCUCUACCCCAAGGACAUUGUGAGCGAGCAGCCCGAGCGCUUCUUUGUGUCUGAGAUCAUCCGCAAGCACAUCUUCCUGCAGUACCAGCAGGAGGUGCCGUACAGCGUGGCAGUGGAGGUGGUGAACUACAAGGAGCGGCACACCAGGGGCAAGGACCUGAUAGAGGCGGAGAUUGUGCUGGAGAAGGAGCGGCAGAAGGGGAUCAUCAUCGGGCGGGCGGGCAGCGCCGUGAAGCAGCUGGGCACGGCUUCGCGGGCGGAGAUAGAAGCGUUCCUGGGGCGCCCCGUCUACCUCAGCCUCACAGUCAAGGUGCGGGAGGGGUGGCGCAAGGACACGCAGCAGCUGGAGCGGCUCGGCUACUGA